Molecule: messenger RNA, 5957 nt
Organism: Lepus europaeus (European hare)
Lineage: Eukaryota; Metazoa; Chordata; Mammalia; Lagomorpha; Leporidae
Gene: CLCN3
Product: chloride voltage-gated channel 3
Exons: 14
Coding region: 547-3147 (866 amino acids)
Biological process (GO): transmembrane transport; chloride transport
Cellular component (GO): membrane; synaptic vesicle; early endosome
Molecular function (GO): voltage-gated chloride channel activity
Source: RefSeq, a predicted model, not a curated record
GCUGGGGACGUACCUGUCGGGCUCCGGACUCGGGCCGCUUCCCUUCCCCUUCCGUGGUUAGGGGCUGGUGCGGUCCGGGACCCGCAGCCCCUUACUCAGAGUCCUAGUUCGCCCGCGGCCCGGCAUCGGGUUGGAUGAGGAGGAAGGAAGAGUGUGGUGUUUGAAAGCCAUCCUACUUUACUCCAGAGUUGGAGCAUGGAUUCAAUUUUAGUCUUUUCCGAGAGAAGUGAGGUUGGAGCUUUUUAUUUUUAAUUUCGGGUAGAAGCAGCUUGACUCCCAGGCCCUCCAAAGCAAGAGGGUUCAACUUAAUGCUGUUCCCGUGUUUGAAGGAGGACAAAAAAGUCCCACCUGGCACAAUUUGCGUAACCUCCGGUAGAAAACACCAGGUAUCUUUUAAAUCGCGAUAGUUUGCGUUGUGUGCCAGGUUUUUUCAGGUGCAGCUUCCAGGGUAGUUAGGUUUGAAACAGAUGCAGAAUCCAAAGGCAGCGCAAAAACCAGCCACCGAUUUUGCUAUGCCUCUGAGCUGCGAGAUAAUCAGACAGCUAAAUGGAGUCUGAGCAGCUGUUCCAUAGAGGCUACUAUAGAAACAGCUACAACAGUAUAACGAGUGCAAGUAGUGACGAGGAACUUUUAGAUGGAGCAGGUGUUAUUAUGGACUUUCAAACUUCUGAAGAUGACAAUUUGUUAGAUGGUGAUACAGCCGUUGGAACUCAUUAUACAAUGACGAAUGGAGGUAGCAUCAACAGUUCUACACACCUACUGGAUCUUUUGGAUGAACCAAUUCCGGGUGUUGGUACAUAUGAUGAUUUCCAUACUAUUGACUGGGUUCGAGAAAAAUGUAAAGACAGAGAAAGGCAUAGACGGAUCAACAGCAAAAAGAAAGAAUCAGCAUGGGAAAUGACAAAAAGCUUGUAUGACGCAUGGUCAGGAUGGCUAGUAGUAACACUAACAGGACUGGCAUCAGGGGCAUUGGCUGGAUUAAUAGACAUUGCUGCUGAUUGGAUGACUGACCUGAAGGAGGGCAUUUGCCUUAGUGCAUUAUGGUACAACCAUGAACAAUGUUGUUGGGGAUCUAAUGAAACAACAUUUGAAGAGAGAGAUAAAUGUCCACAGUGGAAAACAUGGGCAGAAUUAAUCAUAGGCCAAGCAGAAGGUCCUGGUUCUUACAUCAUGAACUACAUAAUGUACAUCUUCUGGGCCUUGAGUUUUGCCUUUCUUGCAGUUUCCUUGGUAAAGGUGUUUGCUCCAUAUGCCUGUGGCUCUGGAAUUCCAGAGAUUAAAACCAUUUUGAGUGGAUUCAUCAUCAGAGGUUACUUGGGAAAAUGGACUUUAAUGAUUAAAACCAUCACUUUAGUUCUGGCUGUGGCAUCAGGUUUGAGUUUAGGAAAAGAAGGUCCCUUGGUCCAUGUUGCCUGCUGCUGUGGAAAUAUCUUUUCCUACCUCUUUCCAAAGUAUAGCACAAAUGAAGCUAAAAAAAGGGAGGUGCUAUCAGCUGCCUCGGCUGCAGGUGUUUCUGUAGCUUUUGGUGCCCCGAUUGGAGGAGUUCUUUUUAGUCUGGAGGAGGUUAGCUAUUAUUUUCCUCUCAAAACUUUAUGGAGAUCAUUUUUUGCUGCUUUAGUGGCUGCAUUUGUUUUGAGAUCCAUCAAUCCGUUUGGUAACAGUCGUCUGGUCCUUUUUUAUGUGGAGUAUCAUACGCCAUGGUACCUUUUUGAACUGUUUCCUUUUAUUCUCCUAGGGGUAUUUGGAGGGCUUUGGGGAGCCUUUUUCAUUAGGGCAAAUAUUGCCUGGUGUCGUCGACGCAAAUCCACCAAAUUUGGGAAGUAUCCUGUUCUUGAAGUAAUUAUUGUUGCAGCCAUUACAGCUGUGAUUGCCUUCCCUAAUCCAUACACUAGACUCAACACCAGUGAACUGAUUAAAGAGCUCUUUACAGACUGUGGGCCUCUGGAGUCCUCUUCUCUUUGUGACUACAGAAAUGACAUGAAUGCCAGUAAAAUUGUUGAUGAUAUUCCUGAUCGUCCAGCAGGCAUUGGAGUGUAUUCAGCUAUAUGGCAGUUGUGCUUAGCACUCAUAUUUAAAAUCAUAAUGACGGUGUUCACUUUUGGUAUUAAGGUUCCGUCAGGCUUGUUCAUCCCCAGUAUGGCUAUUGGAGCGAUUGCCGGGAGGAUCGUGGGGAUUGCAGUGGAACAACUUGCAUACUAUCACCAUGACUGGUUUAUAUUUAAGGAGUGGUGUGAGGUCGGGGCUGACUGUAUUACGCCUGGCCUUUAUGCUAUGGUUGGCGCUGCUGCAUGCUUAGGUGGUGUGACAAGGAUGACUGUGUCCCUCGUGGUUAUUGUUUUUGAGCUAACUGGAGGCUUGGAAUAUAUUGUUCCGCUCAUGGCUGCAGUCAUGACGAGUAAAUGGGUCGGAGAUGCCUUUGGUAGAGAAGGCAUUUAUGAAGCUCACAUCCGAUUAAAUGGAUACCCUUUCUUGGAUGCAAAAGAAGAAUUCACUCAUACUACCUUGGCUGCUGAUGUCAUGAGACCUCGACGGAAUGAUCCACCCUUAGCAGUUCUGACACAGGACAAUAUGACAGUGGAUGAUAUAGAAAAUAUGAUUAAUGAAACAAGCUACAAUGGCUUUCCUGUUAUAAUGUCAAAAGAAUCUCAGAGAUUAGUGGGAUUUGCUCUCAGAAGAGAUCUGACAAUUGCAAUAGAAAGUGCCAGAAAAAAACAAGAAGGUAUCGUUGGUAGUUCUCGAGUGUGUUUUGCGCAGCACACCCCAUCUCUUCCAGCAGAAAGUCCUCGACCCUUGAAGCUCCGAAGCAUUCUUGACAUGAGCCCUUUUACAGUGACAGACCACACCCCGAUGGAGAUUGUGGUGGACAUCUUCCGAAAGCUGGGCCUGAGGCAGUGCCUUGUAACUCACAAUGGGAUUGUCUUGGGGAUCAUCACAAAGAAGAACAUAUUAGAGCAUCUCGAGCAACUAAAGCAGCACGUGGAGCCCUUGGCGCCUCCUUGGCAUUAUAACAAAAAAAGAUAUCCUCCGUCAUAUGGCCCAGACGGCAAACCAAGACCCCGCUUCAAUAAUGUUCAACUGAAUCCCAUAGAUGAGGAGAGAGAGGAAACAGAAGAGGAAGUUCAUCUGUUGAAUAGCACAACUCUUUAACCUGAGGGAGUCGUCUACUUUUUUUUCCUCCUUUAAAAAAAAAAGAAAUAUAAAAGCCAGGCUUUUGCAACAUGGUUUGCAAAUAAUGCUGGUGGAAUGGAGGAGUUGUUUGGGGAGGGAAAGGAGAGAGGUAUUUCCCUAAGUGACAGCAGCGAUCAACUCCUAUUGUUCUGCACUGGAUGCAUCUGAGAUUGUGCCGUGAUAGUGCAGGCUUGAGCCACCAUGGAGAUGACACCGGAGUCCUGGAGCACCUGGUCUGUGCCUCCAACAUUGCAAAGACACGUUAUCAGUCCCUAUUUCUGGAGGGAUUACUCUGAAUUGAGCCAUCUGUAAGACUGCAAGGUCUUGCCCUUUUUUAUCAAAACUGUUCUGUUUGAUUCAUGAAUUGUAUAGUUAAGCAUUACCUUUCUACAUUCCAGAAGAGCUUUUAUUUCCCUCUUCUCUCUCCUCUCUUCUCUGCUCUCCUCACUUUUCCUCUCUUCUCUCUUCUUUGUCUCUCCUGAGCUGUAACAAAGCCUCUUUAAAUUGGUGUACCCUUUUGAAGCAGUCCUUUCUCAUAUUGAGAUGUACUGUGAUUUUAUUGAGGUUUAUCACAAGAAGGGAGUGUUUCUUGUGCCAUUAACCAUGUAGUUUGCACCACCACUAAAUGCUCGGAACAGCGCACAUGCACCACAACAAAGGCUGAUCAAACAGGUAAAAUCUCAAGUGAAGCAUGAAUGAAAUCUCAGCUUCUGUGCUGUGUGAUUCAGAAUCAAAAAAAAAAUGAGACUUGACUUUAAAGGAUAAACAGUUUUCUUUUUUUCAUCUCAGACUAUGGAUAAUGUGACCUGGUCUUAUGCAAGUUUUCUAUUUCUAAAACUAUUAGGAUAUACAAGUGCUGUUCGGCAUAAUGAAACAAAAUGCUGCUGCAUUGACAGGAAUGAGAAGGAAGUAUUCUGUUGAGCUGUAUCCGAUAUCACUUGCAUGUUAAAACACUGGAAUUUUUUUUCUUGAAAUUAGAUCAGUAAUUCUUUUCUUUCCUCAAGAUAUUUCACUGCUGACACUGAAGAAGAAAUGUAAUUCAUAACUUGCACUAAAUGUAUAUUUCUUUUCUUAAAAAUUUACCAUUCUUAUUUAUAUUUUUAUGGAUUAAAAUUUAUAAAAUACAGAUCAGUUAAUAUCGCACUUAAAUAACUUUACCUUUUUAAUGUGAUUUUUAUAGACUAAUUCAGACUUACAAAUAUGGAGAUAUGAACAAAGUUUACAAUGGGAGCAAGGGUUUAAAAGAGGUUGUGGUUAUUUCUCUAUGAUCCAAUGUGUACAUAAACUUUUUUCUGAUCUUUCACUGCCAUCCCCUGAUUUAUGUCUUCUGAUCUGUCCAUUUUGACCCAUUAACUGGAAAGUUGAAACACUACAAGUUACUAUGUAGAUUAAAACCGAAAGCUAAAUAGUAUUAACCAUUUAAAAAAAAUCAGCAACAAAUAAUGAAAGCAUAGAAUUGCAAAGAUAGCAGUUUACAUUUUAAUCUAAGCAUGUAGGUUGUAUUGAUAUUUGAAGUGUUCCACAAUGGUUUGGAUAUCACCAGUGCACAUUUUUGCAGGAUGAGUUAAAAUGUACUGGGGUGUGUUUGGGAUUUUUGUUUUUGGAAAUAUGUGUUUUAAUCAUGGUCUUGGGUCACUAUUGGUAAAGGCAGUUUAUUCUAAGAACUGGCCGAAAUAGUCUAGGAUUAUGCAUUUUUGAUAGGAAAAUGAAUUUUUGCAGACAUUUUUGAAAUGCACCUGACAACAAGCUGUUUUUACAUUUUAGAAGUGGUUCUUCACUUCCUAGUUCUUAAUAAUAUUCCUGGAGAUUUGUAAGAUCACAUAAGAUCUGUAAGAUCGUAAAGACUUAAAAGAUCAUGAAGCCAUAUUAGGAUAACAAUUGAAAGCUUGGCAAAAUUUUGGAAGUUUGGUGAAUCAUUCUUUUUUUUUUUUUUUUUUUGGUGACGUAUUCUUGGCUCUGCUGCCUAGGAUUGAGAUUUUGCCCUCAUGACUCACUCCCUUUGGCAGACUUCAGGUUUUCUUUGCAGCCCCUUCAGAGUGAAAUCGUUACCACAUGAUAAUUCCAAAUAUAUUAGAGUAUUUGCAGUGUGUGUGGCACUGCUGGAGUAUGAACUCCUCCGUGUGGCUGUGGGAUAACUUAAUUGCUUGUCUUGAGUUAGAAGCCUUCAAAGAUGAAAGCAGUUUCUUUGCGGAUAGCUUCAUCUAUUAAACUGCACAUGGAUUUUAUUUUCCACGUUUCCCAUUUUGAUUUCAGGUCCUACUUUGAUUGCAAUUGCUUGGGAGAUUGACAUUUCAGGGUAGAUAGUAAAAGUGUUAAUUUUUUUCCUUGAUAUUUUUAUCCCUGGUGUGUCUUACUGCUGAAAUACAGGAAAAGUGCCGUUUUUAAACGCAUUCAGUAGUUUUUCUUUGAUGUUACUAUCUAUUCCAUUUUCCCUUUUGAUACAGUGAAGUGUGUCUGCUUUUCAGCCAAAUGAUGAAAUAGUGAAGACCAUGAAAAUACACGUGCCUGACUAUUUGGCAAACUGACCAAUAUAGGUGUAGCGCCUUAUUUGAGUACUCUUUCUUAGAAGGUAUGAUGAGAAUGGGCAAGGGUGUCAGCAUCUCUUCUUCUUAAUAUUGUUUUCAGCUUUGGUUCAUGAAGACUGCUUAGUUUGUUAAUCUGUGAUGUUGCCUAGAGCUGUAUUUAUCUGUUUUUAUUUAUACUAGUGUAGUAAAGCUGCAUAUCAUUACAGUAAAAAUGAUUACUGUGAUGAGUUCAUCAGAAAAUCUAUUAAAAUCUCUGUGACAAUG